AGUGCAUUUAUACAUGAAAAUUCAGUGCAUUCAAUAAUUCACAGCAAUAUUUUCACACAAAUAGUUAAACUCACGUCUGAAAUUUCAUUUUCUGCGAUAUUUUCAAGUUUUAAGAUCAAUGGCUUCAAGGAAAGUGUUCAAGGAAGACAGAGCUGAAGCAGCUGCAAAGCUAGCUGCAAAAGACAUUGGCGACGUAAACAGAACAAACGAACGUGAAGAAGGUUACACACUUAAUUCUGAAUUACAGUUCAAACAAGCACGAGCUGAAGCAGCUUCAAAACUUGCUGCUAAAGAUCUUGAAGAUGUUAACCGAGCAAGAGAAAGUGCAUUCAAUGCUUCAGGGUAUCAACAAGAAGAACAGAAACCAGGUGUUCUUGGUUCAAUGUUCAAAGCAGCAAAAGAAGCUGUAGUUGGAAAGAGUUACGAAGCUGGUGAAAAAGCUAGGGAUACUACAGAUUAUGCAGCUCAGAAAACAAGAGAAAAUGCUGAUUAUGCUGCUGAGAAAGCCAGAGAAACGAAGGACACAACUGCAAAUAAAGCCGGGGAAUACACAAACUAUGCUGCAGAGAAAGCGAGGGAGGCAAAAGAUACCACUGCGAAUAAAGCAGGGGAGUAUACAAACUAUGCUGCAGAGAAGGCGAAGGAAGCGAAGGAUGCAACGGUGAACAAAGCUGGGGAGUAUACGAACUAUGCUGCUGAUAAGGCGAAGCAGGCAAAGGAUGCAACGGUGCAGAAGGCUGGAGAAGCUAAAGAUGCUACAGUGAACAAAGCUGGAGAGUAUAAGGAUUAUACUGCUGAGAAGGCUGUAGAAGCUAAGGAUACCACCGUGGGGAAGCUUGGAGAGUUGAAGGAUUCAGCUGCAGAUGCUGCUAAGAGAGCUAUGGGUUUCUUGACUGGCAAGAAAGAUGAAACUAAGGAGAAGACAAGGGAAAUGCUGGGUGGAACGGAAGAAGAUGCGAGGAUGAGAAUGGAUGAUUUAAGCGUGGAAAGAGGAGGGAGGGGUAGAGAGAAGGUGGUUGUGAAGGUGGAUGAGAGUAGGCCAGGAGUGGUGGCUGAUGGGCUGAGAGCAGCAGCAGGAAUGGACAAGACUGAUACGGGAUACUUGGAGGAAGAAGGCACCAUUCAUGUUGAGCGUCGUCGUGAGAAAAUGUGAUCAUAAUCAUUAUAUGCUAUAUAUAUAUGCAAUGAUGUUGCCAUAUGACUACUACAUGAUUACUAGUUUUUUGUAAUCAUAAUCAUAAUGUGUUCUGUAAUAAUAAUAUUGUGUUGUUCACUGUGUUUAAUCUCAAUAUUGUUAAUCAAUCAAAUCCCGCUUUACCUUUUUUGGUCUGAGGGAGGAUAUGUUUUGUUUCUUGA
Messenger RNA from Medicago truncatula (barrel medic), 1356 nucleotides. Its product is annotated as late embryogenesis abundant protein ECP63. The transcript has 2 exons. The record is from RefSeq and is a predicted model, not a curated record. Lineage: Eukaryota; Viridiplantae; Streptophyta; Magnoliopsida; Fabales; Fabaceae. The coding region runs from base 119 to 1153 and encodes 344 amino acids. Gene Ontology annotation, biological process: cold acclimation. Gene Ontology annotation, cellular component: cytosol.